GUGGAUGUACCAAAAUUUACAAAUUCAUACUUUCCAUCCAAAUUAAAUUUCAUAAAUUUGGAAGGGCAUUCACCCGCUCACCAACCCUGCGUCUGCCCUUCACCCAUCAAACCCACCAACUCUUUGAAAUCCUCUCCUUCUUAUUUAUUCCUUCCCCAACACAGUCUUUGUGAUUAACGACGCCUAAUUUCCCUGCAAUCUCACUCUUCUACCCAUUCAGAUCUACUUGUCGAUUUUGCAUUUAAGCAAUCGCUGUUCUUUUCCUCUCUCGUCGUCUUCAUAUUCAAGUCCAACUAAAUGGGUGACACCAAAAAGGUCUAUACUCUGUCCGAGGUCUCCCAGCACAACCAUUCCAAGGACUGUUGGCUCAUCAUCGAAGGCAAGGUAUAUGAUGUUACAAAAUUUUUGGAAGAUCAUCCAGGUGGUGAUGAGGUUCUGUUGUCAGCCACUGGGAAGGACGCGACUGAUGACUUUGAGGAUAUCGGCCACAGCAGCAGUGCUAGGGGAAUGAUGGAGGAGUUAUGUGUUGGUGAAAUUGAUAAGUCAACCAUUCCAUCCAAGACAAGCUACAAACCCCCAAAUCAGCCUCACUACAACCAGGACAAGACCAACGAGUUCGUCUUCAAGCUCUUGCAGUUCUUAGUUCCUUUGGUUAUUCUUGGUGUUGCUGUUGGCAUUCGUUUCUACACCAAGCAACCAUCGUCUUAAAACGAAUCUUAUUCUUCUUCUUCUCCUACAAAUCUGAAUAAUUUGAAUAAUAAACGUGUUUAAUGCAGUCAUUUGUUCCUCCUCCCAAUCCCAGCCCGGAAAAAUACUUUUUUUUUUCACAUUAAUCUGCUCUACUCUAGAGAUACUAUGAAAAGAGUGUUUUGAUUUGUGGUAAUGUCUUAAUCAAAUGCCCUUAGACAGUUCAAAUUUUUGUUUUUACUUGUACUGCAUUUCCAAUUUUCUUAGUUUCAUGCAGUGUUUAUUGAUAUUCCAUUGUGAUUUGUGGCAUUUGCCAUUUCUUUUAUCUUUAAUAAAAAAACACAUCUGGG
Messenger RNA from Cuscuta campestris, 1037 nucleotides. Lineage: Eukaryota; Viridiplantae; Streptophyta; Magnoliopsida; Solanales; Convolvulaceae. The record is from the annotation of a GenBank genome assembly.